ACUCCCUGCACAACUCGGCACUUGAACGAAACCAACAUCUCAAACUACCUCCAUCAACAUCAAACACUUCAACUCAACUCAACAUGCCCGUCGCAGCCAAGUCCUACCUCCCCACCUUCAUCGGCUUCAUGGCCUUUGCAGUAACCUACACGACGGUCGUGGCCUCAAAAGAAGGCGCAACCAUUGACGGCGCACGCACACGCUGGCAAAACCAGCACGCCAGGGCCCAACUCGCCCUGAGCGGAGGCCAGACACUGGGCGAUUUGCAGGCGGCGCAUUAA
Molecule: messenger RNA, 281 nt
Organism: Cucurbitaria berberidis CBS 394.84
Lineage: Eukaryota; Fungi; Ascomycota; Dothideomycetes; Pleosporales; Cucurbitariaceae
Exons: 2
Coding region: 84-281 (65 amino acids)
Source: RefSeq, a predicted model, not a curated record